ACUCAGUGAACAACCAUGUUCAAGUUAAUAUCUGUUUUAAUUCUGGCGGUGUUGGUCACUGACUGCAUCGGGCAGAGACCUCAUCUCAUCUUCCCAACGUACAGACCCCCGCCUCAACCACGCCAACCAGUCAUUCGGACCGCUCGUGACGCACCUUCCCAAGAACCGCUGUGGUUGUACCAAGGUGACAUCCCUAGAGCACCUUCAAGCGCUGACAAUGGUGUUCUACCUCAAAUCAUCGAUGACGUCAGGUUCAAUCCAGACAGAAGAUACGCUCGUAGUGUUGGCCCUUCAAGCGGAAGUGAACAUCGUCUGAAAAGGUCACCGUUUUUUCCCCGUGACCCACCAGGUUUCCCCAGACCUAGGCCGAGCCCAUACGACCCGUUCCCUAGACCCGUUCCUACGAGGAUGCCUUUUCCCAUAUACGCGAAUGCCAAGCAUUUUAUUCACUACACCAUAGUAGACACUAGCACAAUGUUGAAAAUCACGUUGUUACUAUUCGUUGGGGCUGUUUUGGUCCCACAAUUUUCAUGUGGGUUAAGUAAAUUGAAACAUAAGCGGGAUGUUUCAUUCCCUGGAAUUUCAAAACCGACCCACCGUGAUAUUAUAAUUCCCAACUGGAAUCCCCACGCAAGAACUAAGCCCUGGCAAGCAAUUGGAGUCAAGACACGAAAUAAGAGAAGCGUUGAGACACUAGCUAGCCAGGAAAAUGAAUUCCGUAGUCCAAGAAGUGUGGAGACAUUAACCAGCCAAGAAACAGUGUUCCGUAGCCCAAGAAGUGUGGAGACAUUAGAUAGCCAGGAAACUGUAUUCCGCAGCCCAAGAAGUGUGGAGACAUUAACCAGCCAAGAAACAGUGUUCCGUAGCCCAAGAAGUGUGGAGACAUUAGAUAGCCAGGAAACUGUAUUCCGCAGCCCAAGAAGUGUGGAGACAUUAACCAGCCAAGAAACAGUGUUCCGUAGCCCAAGAAGUGUGGAGACAUUAGCUAGCCAGGAAACUGUAUUCCGUAGCCCCAGAAGUGUGGAGACACUAGCUAGCCAGGAAACUGUAUUCCGUAGUCCAAGAAGUGUGGAGACAUUAGAUAGCCAGGAAACUGUAUUCCGUAGUCCAAGAAGCGUGGAGACACUAGCUAGUCAGGAAACUGUGUUCCGUAGCCCAAGAAGUGUGGAGACACUAGCUAGCCAGGAAACUGUAUUCCGUAGCCCAAGAAGUGUGGAGACACUAGCUAGCCAGGAAACUGUAUUCCGUAGCCCAAGAAGUGUGGAGACACUAGCUAGCCAGGAAACUGUAUUCCGUAGUCCAAGAAGCGUGGAGACUAGCUAGCCAGGAAAGUAGCUAAGAUAGUAGAUAACAUAUAUAAAAUCAUCUGUAUAAUAUCGAGGAAAGUGCAGUGUCAUAACAUAAUCAUUAAAAAAUCAAGAAGACAUUGUAUAAAUAGCAUUUGUAGAAAAAUAUUUGUAAUUAAAUUAUAUUUAUUAAAUGGGUAUAUAGG
Molecule: messenger RNA, 1492 nt
Organism: Bicyclus anynana (squinting bush brown)
Lineage: Eukaryota; Metazoa; Arthropoda; Insecta; Lepidoptera; Nymphalidae
Exons: 2
Coding region: 16-1323 (435 amino acids)
Source: RefSeq, a predicted model, not a curated record